Molecule: messenger RNA, 2725 nt
Organism: Dromaius novaehollandiae (emu)
Lineage: Eukaryota; Metazoa; Chordata; Aves; Casuariiformes; Dromaiidae
Gene: BZW1
Product: basic leucine zipper and W2 domains 1
Exons: 12
Coding region: 165-1424 (419 amino acids)
Cellular component (GO): membrane; cytoplasm
Molecular function (GO): protein binding
Source: RefSeq, a predicted model, not a curated record
GGCGCGGCGCGCUCCGCCCUCCCCCCUUCCUCUCGCGUUGGUUCCGCUCGGAGGGGUUUAGCCGCCGCCGCCGCCGCUGCUGUCGCUCCUCGCCGUCGGUCGCGCCGCUCUCCGCUUCGGGCCGCUCGGGCGUUUUCUCUCUGCCUUAAAGUCGGGUGUCUUUUAUGAAUAAUCAAAAGCAGCAGAAGCCAACGCUAUCAGGCCAGCGUUUUAAAACAAGAAAAAGAGAUGAAAAAGAGAGGUUUGAGCCUACUCAGUUUCAGGACUGUAUUAUUCAAGGUUUAAGCGAAACUGGCACUGACUUGGAGGCAGUAGCAAAGUUUCUUGAUGCCUCUGGAGCGAAACUUGAUUAUCGCCGCUAUGCAGAAACGCUCUUUGAUAUCCUGGUGGCUGGUGGAAUGCUGGCCCCAGGCGGUACCCUGGCAGAUGACAUGAUGCGCACAGAUGUCUGUGUAUUUGCAGCCCAGGAAGACCUAGAAACCAUGCAAGCAUUUGCUCAGGUUUUCAACAAGCUCAUCAGGCGUUACAAGUACCUAGAGAAAGGCUUUGAAGAUGAAGUCAAAAAGCUGCUGCUGUUCCUAAAAGGUUUCUCAGAGUCUGAGCGGAACAAACUGGCCAUGUUGACGGGUAUCCUGCUAGCCAAUGGGACACUUAAUGCAUCAGUUCUCAACAGUCUUUAUAAUGAGAACUUGGUUAAAGAAGGUGUUUCUGCAGCUUUUGCAGUCAAGCUGUUCAAAUCAUGGAUAAAUGAGAAAGAUAUUAAUGCAGUGGCUGUCAGUCUUCGUAAAGUAAACAUGGAUAACAGGCUGAUGGAGCUCUUCCCAGCCAACAAACAAAGUGUUGAACAUUUCUCCAAGUACUUCACUGAAGCAGGAUUAAAAGAACUUUCCGAGUAUGUUCGGAACCAACAAAGCAUAGGCGCUCGGAAGGAGCUGCAGAAAGAACUUCAGGAGCAGAUGUCACGGGGAGAUCCAUUUAAGGAUAUAAUCUUGUAUGUGAAGGAGGAGAUGAAGAAGAACAACAUCUCAGAACAGACUGUGAUAGCCAUAAUCUGGUCAAGUGUAAUGAGCACUGUGGAAUGGAACAAAAAAGAGGAGCUGGUAGCAGAGCAAGCCAUUAAGCACUUGAAGCAAUACAGCCCUCUACUUGCUGCCUUUACUACCCAAGGUCAGUCAGAGCUGACUCUUCUACUGAAGAUUCAGGAGUACUGUUAUGACAACAUCCACUUCAUGAAGGCCUUCCAGAAAAUAGUGGUGCUCUUCUAUAAAGCUGAAGUUCUGAGUGAAGAACCCAUCCUGAAGUGGUAUAAAGAUGCACAUCUCGCGAAAGGAAAGAGUGUUUUUCUGGAGCAAAUGAAAAAAUUUGUCGAAUGGCUCAAGAAUGCUGAAGAAGAGUCCGAGUCUGAUGCUGAAGAGGGUGACUGACCUGUGCAAUUUUGUCCUCAGUAAAGCAAACAGGAGCUGUAGAUAAGUGUCAUGUCUCAUGUGUCCUUCUGAUUCUUACAUCCUACCUCCCUGUAUCAAGCAUGAUAUAAGGGCUCUCAUGGCAAAUUUAUUUUAACUGUUUUCUAUAGUUAUGGAAAUACCGGGUUUAGUUUUUAAAACCAUGUUUUAAGUAGCUUACAGGAGCUAUAGAUUUGAUUCUAACCUACAUUAUCUUUUCAGUUAUUCUACCUCCUGUAUUUUCUACUGUAAUGAUGUAAUUUAAGGCCUUCCAGAAUGAAAUCCAUUUUCCCCCUUGGGUUUUCUAUCUACAUUUGAGUAGUAGACAUGCUUUGGUAAAUGAGAUUUAUGGCAGUUCUGUUUGCAAAUUAAACUGUAAAAGUCUCCAAAGUGAAGAGGCCAUGGCUUGUGUGGUAACUUAGUGUGACACUUUAAUCCAAUACUGCUUGCUCCAAGUAACCCUAUUCAUAGAUGUGGUUGUCCAUCCCCCACAGACUGUAUCUGUCAUCUCUUGACCAUGCUUCCAGCAUAAAGUAAUCCUCUAUUGUAAUGCAGCUGACCCCUCCGGGGAGGCUACUUCAGUGUCCUACCAGAUGGGACCUGUUGCGGUGGUGGUGAACGCCUGUAACCGCGGUGGGGUAUGAAGAGCAGCAUUCUCUGAGCCCACUGGCUGUCACAGCUGGGGGCCCAUGUUCUCGAGGGGCAGCACAGCUUUAACUGGGCUGCAAGGCCUUCGUGCAGCAGGGAUCGGUACUGUGAGAGUUGUGGUUUGUCAGCCACUCUGCUGCUUGUGCUCAGGCAGGUACAGACACCGCUCCCUGUACAGCUGCCAACUGCUUCCUACAGCCCUGGCCUGUGCUGUGAGCAGUGCAGAGGUGCCUUGGCUGUGUGGCUCUGGGCUACUCUGUUCCUUGCACAGACCAAAGUUUCCUUUGGUGGUAAGUGCACAGCUGCUGGAAGGUAAGACGGACAAAACUCUACAUCCACAAGAAGCUGAGAAAUAAGAUUACUUUAUGCUGGCAGUUGAUCUGUUAAGUUAUCUACUCAACAAAAUCUUGUCUGAAUUCUUCAUGGGAAUUCUCAGGACAGCUCCUGAUUAGGGAAGUCUAGGUCAACAUGGUUGUGAGCUAACGCUGAGCAUUAACUGAAACACUCAUGACCGGUCGACUUACAAAAUGGAAAAAAACCUUGGUGAUCACAAUGCAAUCUAUUCAAUACUACAGUGAUCUUCCUUCCUUUGUAUUUUUUUUUAAAAGAAAUAAAGGCCAUCCUUACACUUAAAA